AUGGCUCAUAUCCUGAACCGUGGUAAGUAUUUGUAUGCGAGAACAACGACAACGGCUGAAGAAAUUACGUUAUUAUCAAAAGAUUUUUUUGCGGCAACAAACGGUUACGAAGAUUAUUUGUACGUAAUUGCUAACCUGGACAAGAAACAAGAGAAGAAUUAUCAGCUAGCAUUAUAUGUUGCAGAGCAUGGUAUCCAAUACCAUUGGCCUCAAGGCAGCUUCCAUGAAAAUUAUAUACAAAGAGCUCUGUCCAAAUGUAUAUCUUCAAAUUUAUCUGGUCAGUGCAAAACGGAUGGAAUAUGUCAAACAAACUUGUUGCGCGCCGAUAAGCGAUGGCACGCAUUACGAUCGAUGGAACAAAGUACAUAUUGCUACUCUUCCAAAGCAAGCUAUCCUGAUCGAGACUGCAUCAAUCGUGGAUCAAUAUCUGCUCGAGUCAUGCCAAUUGUUAAAUGUUUACCACGAAAGCAUAUUACAUGGAACAUUAUCUCAAACGAAAUUCAUAGUCAAAAUCAAAUUGAAGUAACUGAUGAUGACGAUAUCUUUGUCGAUGGAACUGCAGCCAAGCCGACCACACCACGUUAUACAGUACCUUUUUCGAAAACAAUAUUGCGUCUUAUCGUCUUGUCGAGAUUUUCGUUAGAGUUCUUGAUGGACCUCAAGCCGUUGAUGCGAAAUUCUAAUGCACAAUUAGCGCUAGAGAAUCUAUUACGUAUGACACUCUCGUUUGAUAGCAUCAAUGCCAUAGACACCGACAGUGCUCGAUUAACCACUACAGUCAAAUAG
Molecule: messenger RNA, 786 nt
Organism: Paraglomus brasilianum
Lineage: Eukaryota; Fungi; Glomeromycota; Glomeromycetes; Paraglomerales; Paraglomeraceae
Source: the annotation of a GenBank genome assembly